Messenger RNA from Cyprinodon variegatus (sheepshead minnow), 1052 nucleotides. It is a transcript of the gene tomt, whose product is annotated as transmembrane O-methyltransferase. Lineage: Eukaryota; Metazoa; Chordata; Actinopteri; Cyprinodontiformes; Cyprinodontidae. Gene Ontology annotation, molecular function: catechol O-methyltransferase activity. The record is from RefSeq and is a predicted model, not a curated record. Gene Ontology annotation, biological process: catecholamine catabolic process; dopamine metabolic process; developmental process. The transcript has 5 exons. Bases 188 to 967 code for a protein of 259 amino acids.
UAAUCACUAAAAUAUCUGUGUUUAAUUACAGUAUAGGUGUUUUUUUCGUUCAUGUGAUGCAUGAAUUAUUCAUGUAACAGAGUCUCCAGGGUUCUCGGCGGCGGGUACGCUCCUCCCAUGCUCUAGUCUCACUUGGCUUCUUUACUCUCCUGUUCUGCUGAGUUUCAUACUUCAUUGGAAAACAGGGAUGGUGUCUCCUGCCAUUGCUUUUGCCUUCAUCCCCCUUCUGCUGACACUGAUAAUCAGGUACCGCUUCUAUUUUGUGCUGUUCUAUCGAGCAGUCCUGGUUAGGAUCUGGAAGGACUGUGUAACUGGUUUGAGCAGAGAGGAACGUGCGUUCCAGUACGUCCUAACUCAUGCGACCCCUGGGGACACUGACAGCAUCCUCGAUGCUUUUGAUAGCUGGUGCAGCAAGGUGGAGUACAUCAGUAACAUCGGGCCUAAAAAAGGAAAAAUCCUGGACCGGCUGCUGAUGGAGCAAAGCCCUUUGACCGUGUUGGAACUGGGAGCUCAUUGUGGUUACAGCACAGUGAGAAUCGCCCGGGCUCUGCCUCUGGGGGCCCGGCUCUACAGCGUUGAGAUGGAUCAAGGGAACGCAGCCAUUGCUGAGAAAAUAAUCCGUUUGGCAGGAUUUGAUGACGACACGGUGGAACUCAUUGUGAAUCCAUCUGAUGAGGUAAUCCCUCGACUGCGGUCUGACUACCAGUUGGAGAGGCUGGAUUUUGUCUUCAUGGACCACUGGAAGAAAUGCUACCUGCCCGACCUCCAGUUACUGGAGAGCUAUGGUCUGCUGGGAAAAGGGUCUAUGAUUGUGGCUGACAAUGUGCUGUUCCCUGGGGCUCCGAAGUUUCUCCGAUAUCUCCGGAAGUGCGGUUUAUACGAAUGGAAGAUCCACCGGGCAACGCUAGAGUACAGCAAGGGCAUCAGGGAUGGGAUGGCUGAGUUGAUCUACCAGGGAAUCAAAUAAAAUACACUUCUACUGUUUAGAUAUAGGUUACAAAUGAGAAUUUCCAUAAAAUCCUACUACCAUUUAAGUAAAGUGUCUUCCAAUG